This is a messenger RNA of Cinara cedri, 23869 nucleotides long. The record is from the annotation of a GenBank genome assembly. NCBI's taxonomy places the organism in Eukaryota, Metazoa, Arthropoda, Insecta, Hemiptera, Aphididae.
CCCCGGAGACCGUUGAGGCCGUCGUCGCCACCACGCCGACGGGCGGAUAAAAGAAAAAAAUAAAACCCGCGAAAGUCGCGCCAGUAGCGCGUGACGCUCCACGCCGUACGUAUUUAUACACGAGCGCGAGUGCGCGCGACCGCCGUAAUCGUUUUAUAACACCUACCUAUAUAAUAACACUCAACGGUGUUAUUAUUAUUGUUAUUAUUAUUAACAUCGCAACACGGUUGACCGCGAACCGCCAGUGGCCACCGACCGUAGGCACAACCGCACGAGCCGCGGUUUUCGGCCCCGCCGCCGCCGUCGUCUCAUUACGCACCACGCGCGCGACCGGACCGCAGCGCGUUCGACGCCAGCAAGACAGCCAGUCACACCGUACACGACCGUCGGACAGGCCCGUCGUCGGACGUCACCGUUCGUGCUGUCCAACCGGAACCGAACCGUAAACACCGCCGCACAACACAUAUAAAUACCGUUGCGAUUGCUGUAUUGUAUCCAAUUAUCAUCUAUUCUCCGACACCAUCAUGACUGCCGCCGCUGCCGCCGCCGCCGAAGUCGAAGCACAGUCGACCGAGUACUGGGUGUUCGGGUACGGGUCGCUGUGCUGGAACCCGGGUUUCGAGUACACGGACUCUAUCAUCGGUUACGUGCAGGGUUUCUCCAGAAAGUUUUGGCAGGGAAAUGUGGCGCACAGGGGCACCAAGGAAAAAGUAAGCGUUCAGUUUUUUUAAUCUCUAGUUUAUUAUUAUACUAUAUUAGAUUCGACCGUACAACAAUACUAUGGUUCUUCGAAUCCCGCGUGUAAGGAUACGGUCAAUACGAAUAGCCCGUCCGGCUUAGCGGCGCGCACGUGUCGUCUACCGUCGCGUGUUAUUUUGUAAACACAUUCACUCCAGCGCCGCCGCCGACAGCUGAUGCAAUCUUUCCAACGAUUUCGUUCUGUUCUUUUAUUUCGUUUACUGGGAACCACUGACGAUUCACACGCUUUUUAUCGUUGCCGUCCCGCGUAAACGCAUCGCGUCCUCGGCUACGGAACCCCUCGAAAUCCUACCGUUUUUUUUUUUUUUUUUUUUUAUUUGUUUUUUUACACGCCGUAUACGCGUCACGAUUCACAAAAUAAUAACAUUGAUAAUAUUUCGCAGAUACCGCGAUCGAGAUCGAUUCCCAUCUCGCGUCGGCGAAUAAAGUUUCUCGUAUCCAUAAACGGCCACCUGUUUCCUCCUCCCUCCCACUUACCCCGUUCGUAAUAUUCGAGUAGGUUAUUAUCGUUUAUAUACUGCCGUUGUAUUAAGGUUUUUUUAUUUUAUAUAUAUAUAGGUAAGUAGCCGAGAAUUUUAGUAUAUAGGCAAAGAACCGCCGCGAAGAUAGACUCGUAUGCAUUUCUCGUCCGGGGGUUCUCAAAACAUGUCGUGAUAUAUUUUCGAGAAACGUACAUCAAUAAUCGGGUGUCGAUUGAUAUUCGAACGGAUAUACCUAAAUUGUCGACUCCUAUAAAUAUUGUUUUUUUAUUAUAUAGUCUAGUAGCUAAACAAUAUUGCGGUUAUAUUUUGGUAAACUAGUAAAUUAAAUAUAUUUGGGUCGUGAUUUUAAUUAAAACUCAAAAUCUGUUUUUGGAACUUCCAUAGUUUUUUCUUUUUAUCUAAAGUAUCAUAUUAUAGUAAUCUUAAAAAACACUUUUAUCGUGUAUACCGGCUCAUAAACAUUAUAACCGUGACGUUCUCACGGGGGGAUGAUAAGGGUCAGCCUACCUUUUGUUUUUUUUUGCAAUAAAUUGUUACAUACGAUACAAAAUUUGAAAUAUCAAGUGUUUAACACGUCACAUUAUCAAUAUUUGUUCGCUUGAUAUUAAUGUUAUACAAUAAUUGUAUAAUAUAGUCGCUGUACCUAUAUAUUAGUUAUGAUUUUUUCAACAAAUAAUCAUGUCACCAACUAAAGAAAGGUACGGGUUACGCCACAACAUGAUAUCAAUCGAUCUAUGGGUAUACAUUGUUUUAAAACCACAUUAUUAUUUUAAUCAUCGCGCUAUUUUUUCGAUUAUUUUGAGAUUAGUGUAGACUAUUUCUUACUUACUUACUCAUCGGGUAUAUUGGCUACUUAAAUUUAAAAAUACAACGUUUGUAUAAACUUCCAUUUGUUUGUAAAAUUUGUUCACGGGGCGAUCGAUUUUGUAUGUUGUUUUAGUUUAACGAAAAUGCACUGGCGCAAAAGAUGUUUUUCCUACCUAUAUAACAUAUUUUCCGGGUCCUAGUUUAAUAAAUUGAUAUUCGGCGCAAUUUACUAAACCAUUUCUUUCGUCUGUUUGCCAUUUGUUAUUUUUGUUGUGUAGCCAGACUUUAUUUUUUUGAUACAGCCAUAUUAUUAUAACGAUAAAGCGAUCGGGUUUGGUAAACUAAUCGAUAAUUCUCUUAUUUCGUCACGUUGUCGUCGGACGACGAUUCCGCCAAAACUGGUUUCAUUGUUUACGUUAAUUUUUCGGACAUUUUUUUUUGUUUUUUGUCGCUUGUCGUAAACUAUACAGAUUCUCACGCGAUAUAAACAAAGAUGUAACAAAGAUGUAGUUGGAACUACGCAGUUGGCGAUUUUUACAUGCACAUAAUGUACGCACGGCGACAUAGUUCAACGAAUGCAAAUUUUAUUUUCGAAUCUCCAACCAGAUUUUUGCACAAUUUUUAUAAUUCUAACUCGUCGUUCGCGCGUUUAAAGUAUAAGUACGUAAUAAUAAUGAAAAUAUAGUGGCACUUGAUGUUACUAUUUAUAGGUGGUCAUAGUGCCUUUCACUCGAUCCUAUACUCGUAAACGUAAAUUAAUGUGUCACAACAAAAACCCGUGCAAAAAUGUCCUUUGUAAAAUGAAAAUUAAAAAAAACAAUAAGGUCGUUAAUUAUUAUAACGCACGUGUUUAUCUAAAAUAUCGAUUGACGAUUGUCGAAGCACACAAACGAGACUAAUUCGUAACAAUAAUGUAGACUCGUGAAAAAUUAACGCUAUACCCGGGGCUAUACCUAUCAUGAGAGUUUUUUUUUUUUGCUAUUUACAUACAUAUAUCCAUAUAUACUUAUAUUUGAAUACGUUUAUGUGCGUUAAACUGGUUAAUAUUACUGCUCUAUAUAGAUUAUUAUAUUUCGUAUCAUUAACGAUUUUGAUAAGCCCUUAGGCCGCGGAAUUUCGGACAGACAACUGACAGGUGUAGGUUACAGAGAAAAAAAAACAAAAACAGAAAAAAUAUUACGACCUCGAAAAUUGUAUGCUAUCCUACAGUGAAAUGUGUCGGGUGUAUGCAUAUGCGUUUGUGUUGUUAUUAUUACGAUAUCUGUAUCGAUAAUCGUUAGACAUAUUAUAAUACACUAAUUAAUAUGAUCGCUACUGUUCGGGUAACAUAACAGUCCGAACGUAAAGAAUUACUACAGAUUAAUAUUAUUAUUAUUAUUAUUAUGUGUGCGAUAAAAUUCGUUUUGUGGAACAUUGUUUAAAACAUUUUUCGUGUAAGGCCCAGCCACGUUGUUUAUACUUUUAAAACCAUCACUACCCUCUUAUGAACAAAUAUGUAAAUAUAAUAUUGUUUUUGUAAUUAUUUAAAACUCUAAUACGGUUCUACAGUGUCACAUCUCUAACUAUCCACGAGGCGCACCAAUUCUAUAAAAGACUUUUAGAUGAACAAUAAUGUAUAAAUUAAAUUAAAAAUUAUCCUAAUAACUACACUCAUAAAUUAUUUUGUACUCUUAUAGUUAUACUUUUUUAAACACGUAAAAAUACAUAAUUUUCGUUAAAAAAAUAAAUGCAAUACGUAUAUCUUCAUGGUUUAAUAAAAUUAUAUAACAAAUUCGUGUAUAACUUUUUCGAUAAAACUUGAAUGUUACCAAAAUAACAAAUUACAAUUAAAACUAUAUUUAUUAAAAGAAAUAACUAAGUUAUUUUUUAAAAUUUUGUUGUAAUUUUAACUACAGUUAAGUUAAAAAUAUUCUCAAAAGAAAAAAUUUUUAACUAUUUUACUUAAGUUACUAGCCAGCAUUGUAAUUGUGUUGUGCAUUAAACUUGUAAAAUUAAUUAUGAUUAUUUUAUAGUUACAACUAUACUUAAAUAAUUUUUGGAAUAGAAAUUAAUCGACGAAAUCACAUAUAGGUAAAUAGAUAAAUAAACAAAUCUCAUAAACUCAUACAUAAUGGUACGAUUAUAUUUGUGUGACGAGCCAUUCGUUUGUAUAUAUAUAUAUGUAUAUUAUAAUUAAUUCCAACAGUUAAAAUGAUAAAAACGUACAAAUGAAUAGCUGCGGUGGCAGCUAUUUGUAAACGAUAACAGUAUGCUGCAGGUAUUAGAAAAUUCGUAUAAAAAAAAAUUUAAAAAAAUUAACGUUUCCGUUAAUUUUUUUUCAUCGCACAUUAUGAAAUAAUUGUAUUCUUCCGAUGAUAUAGGAUUAAAUAUCACCCGACUAUGUUAAUUUAAGCAUUUAUAGACUAUAUUUGAAUAAUUUUGCUUAUUUUAAAAUUUAAAUAAGUUGGUACCUAUUUAAAUGUAGGUACCGCACCUACGAAUUAUUUACUUAUUUACUAUUUAAACGAUUUGUCAUUUAUUAUAAAUUAUAACGUUUGAUACCCGUAUAAAUANUGCGAUUAUUGAUUGAAUUGUUCUGAGGUGGCGUACACGGUACUCAAAAGGUUAUCAAAAAUGUCUAAAUUCUAAUUUUUUUUGUAAAUUUAAUGUUUUAUUAUGUAUUAUUGAAGUGCAACAUAUUUAACAUAAAACCCACUUUAAGAUAAUCAUUCACAUUUUUAAAACAAAAUAAAUCGUAUAUAGAAAGCUAUUAUUAUAGUAUAUGUUUAUUUUCUAAAACAGCUAGUUACAUUUAAGUAUUGAAAAAAAAAAAUUUUUGUAGUUAAUAAAAAUAUCACGAGUAUAAUAUAAACCUACAUUCUAAAUAAAUCGAAUAAAACAAGAGACAAAAAAAAAGACUAAAAAUAUUUUGCAGAAUUGUAUAUAAUAAUAUAUAUAUUGACUUGUUUCCAUAAACGCCGUAUAAUGUAGACAUGAUGUAGUCGAUGAAGAAUAUGAGUACCUACAUAUAGAAAACAAAGGAAAUUUCCAUACUUUGUGUCGUACAACAUUUUUUAAUUUUUUUUUUUUUUAAGAAAUAUAUGUUGAAGACACACCUCUACAGCGUAACAGCUAUACUGCGAUAUUUAACAUAUUUUUUAAAAUCCCUGCUUUUUUCAACUUUAUCGAUUCGAAAAUUAUACGAGUAAAAACUCAAACUAAUAAAAAUUAAUAAUGAAUUAUACAAUAAAAUUAUCUAAAUGAUUUUACAGAACGCCCAAUUUGUAUAUCAUAACUAACCCUGUGAAAUCUGCAAAUCGAUUUCCGAAUAAAUACAAUUUAUUUAUUUUUCCGUAGUCUCAUAUAUGUGAAAACACAAAAGGUCGAUUUAAAUGUAGGUAAUAUUUUACUAAAAAUUAUAAUAUGUAUAGCGUUUGUGUCCUCGAAAUUCUAUAUUAAGUUGUACAUAUAUAGGUAUGUACGUGUUUAUUAAAAGUUCAAAUAAAUAUUCAAAUAUGCAAUUACAAAAUAGCUUUUAUAAUCGCGAAUAACUUCUUUUUUAAAAAUAAAAAAACUGGUUAUCAUAAUGCACACGCGUGAAAAACAAGGUAUUAUAUCGAAGCGUUUGUUUGAGUUCAUUAGUGUUAAAAAAACAAACAAAUAUUUAAUAAAAUUUCAUCAGAAACGGGAUGAUUUCACUUAGAAGAGGAUUACUGCACUCCCAAAAAAUAUAAGAGGUUAUAGUGUAAAUAUUCAUCCCCUACCCUACCCCUACCAUUAGCCGCCAUUUGAUUUUCGAUCUUGUAAUUCGAGUAACGGUUUCUAUAUUCUGGCUCGCGUACCCAAUUGGUAACGAAUUUCAAAGAAAAAUGCAAUGCUAAUGCACCACCAAUAUGAUUGACAAAAAAUAUUGAAUCGUUAAAACAAAUGAAAAAGAGCUGGAACUGGGGAUGGGAGCGGCCACUGUUGUAGAUGAGAAGUUGGGAAGGUAGGAUACAUAAGGUUAUUUCAUUUAUACUUGUAAGCAACGGUAAACCAUUGCUUGACGAAAGACAACUUCGAGCGCAGUUCGGUAAUACAUAAUUCGAAGUGCCGUAUUUUUUUUUCCUAUUUUCGUUUAAAUUUGAUUUUAAAACGCUUAUAAAAAAAAAAAAAAGUCUUCCGGUGAUUUUGGAAAUUUUACCACCUCAAGGUAAAUCCAAUAUAAGUAUUAUUACCAAGUUUCAAGUCUACAUGUAUUUAUAACCGAAUUACAGCAAAAAACUCCCAAAAAUUAAAAUUCCUUAAAAGCUCAAAAUUGGCAAAAGUUUUGACAAUGAUACUAUAAGAAAGUAAAUCAAAAAAGGAAAAAAAAAGUGUCUUGUAAUUUUUCAAUUAAAUCGUUUUCUCUGGUAGAAAACGUCGUCCGGGUUUUUAUAAAAUAAUAAAAUCGUGAAAUUGUACGUUUUCCUACGUUUUUCCCUCUUGAGUGUUUUUAUUUAAUUGUCCUCGAAAAUCAAAAAUUACCUAUUUAAAAUCUAAUAUAGACAACUUGAGCUUCCAGAAAAUAUGCUACACGUUAAAAUCAGAGUAAGUUUACUAGAAUAAAACGUGUCCACAGACUAGAAGAAAAAAAUAAAAAUAAAAAAAAAUCUUAGUGAAACCAAUAGCUCCCUCACUACGAAUGAAAUAUAGAACUACUAAAUUUCUAUCAUUUCUGUUACCUAUAAUAUACAGGGUGAUUUUUUUUUUUUAUCAUGAACCAGAAAUUGUUUCAGAGGAUUUUAAGUGAAUUUGAUUUCUGUUUUUCCUCAUCAAUAUGGAAUUGUUUAAACUUUUUUUUGAAAAAUAUUUUAAAUUGCCUAUCUAUAUUACCCUAUAUUACUCUAUAUUACCCUUCUCUACUUCUCUGAUCUAAAUUUUAAACUGUUUUAACUCAUAAACGGUAAAUCUGAUACUUGUGUUAUGCCUACUUGUUUAUGAUAUAUGGAAUAAGGGUGAAAAUUAAAAUAGUUUUAAAACAAAGAUUAAAAGAUUCCAUAUUGAUAAGAAAACCAGAAAUCAAAUUCACUUAAAAUCUUUAGAGAUAAUAUGGUUCAUGAUAAAAAAAAAUCACCCUUUAUAGUGUAUACUUGAAUAUUGAGAUAUAUUUUGAAAUUAUUUUCCGUGCGAUUGACAAAUUCAUUAUUUCAUAUGUAUUUUACCGGAACACGUUUCCUCUGAGGCUAACAUAUUAUUACAGCCUAUGCGGGUAUAAAACAAUAAUUAUAUAAUGUUAUAAAUGAACAAAUAUUUGGGGCUCCGUACCUAUACUCAUAUUGUAAUACACCGGUUGCAUAUUGUACGUGCAACAACCGUGUGUAGAAAAAUAAUACUAUCUCACAGAUACAGUAAACAAUAAUACAAUAUUAUUAUCCUUGUACCAAUAUAUUCGUCAUGGUGAAUUAAAAUUAUAAUCCAAUACGAUACGUUGUUUUCACAUUUUGAUAUACCGUAUAUUUUGAAGGAAAAAGAAAAGAAAAGAAAAGUGAAAUAGUCAUGACUAUAAAACAUUUUAUCAUCUUCCGUUGAUUGUUAUUACGAUGUUAUAAUAAUACAAGUACAGAUAAGUAGCGAAAUUAUUAUUGGACACAUCCUUUUCGAACAAAAUUGUGGACGUUUUAUUUUUCAGGUCGAACCAUAAGGUUAAGUUAGGUUACAAUGAGUUAGGUAUGAAAACUACAAAAAUAUUAUUUCCUUUAUCAUUUUUAUAAUUUGCAUAAUGGGGCCUGGCACCGGUUUUCCAAAUUUUUUAUAAUUUUGUUAAAUUGGUUUUAACAUUUUAAUAACCCGUUUAAAAAUAAGCCGAUUUUUCAUUGAUCUACUACUACACGAUACUAAUUUUAGAGGAAGGGCUAAAGCUUUUGUUUAAACGAAAACGAUGCAUUAUCAAUAUAUUAUUUUUCUAUGUUUUUUGUAUUAAUUGAUAAAAAAUUAUAUUCUAUAGACCGCAUUGAACCGAUUUUCCGUUUGAUUUCAAAUAACAAUUUUUAUAAAAACAUUGUUUGCAUCUUCUUUCUAACACACAAAAUAUAAGAGUUUUUCCUUUCAUGUCUUGGUGCCAAAACACAUGCUGACACCGAGCAUACUUUUAAUAGUAAUUUAUUAUCAUACCCUUGUUAUAACAUUUUCAAAAUGUAUCAUUAUAUUAUAAUGCAUAAAUAAUAGUGUUACAUCUUAUAUACUACGUCGUAUCCGUUUACUACGUAUAUAGAGCGAAACGUACGAGUGCAGUUAUAAUUUGCGAACUUUUUAUUUUGGACUAAACAAUAAUAUUAUAUAGAGUUCAUAAAACUUACAGUUUUCAAUAGAUAUUCAAUAUGCGUCAUAACUCAUAAUUAUCGCAUCGUUUUUAUAAUAUAUUAUAGUUGUACAAAUUAUUUUAGUUUAUAUAAGAAAUCAAAUUGGGUGAUUUAUUAUUAACGAUCGUAUAAUCGACUAUACAGGGUAAUCAAUCCAGCAUAAAACACUCAUAUAUUUUUUAUAGAACAUUUAAGAAAUAAGAAGCUCUACAAUUUUACAUUUGUCUUAUUUUUGUCAUCCUUAUUUUGGUUGUAAAAUAACUACGUCCUUUUGAUUUUUUAAUGGUCAUCUAUAAUAAAGGUUUAUAAAUACAUGGAGUAUUAGUUGAAAUAAAUUUUGGUGUUGAUAUUUUUGAUUUCCGUCAAUCCGUUAAUGAGAUUUGUACUUUUAAGUUUGGGUCGAAGGAGAGUAAUAGAGCAUCAUUUGUGGGGUGGCACGUUGCACGGCGUUUUAAUCAUGCAAAAAAAUAAUAUAAAUGUAAAAUUGUAGAACUUCUUGUUUCUUGAAAGUUCUAUGAAACCAAUUACAAAAAAAAGUUAACACAUUCCGAGAUAAUAAAUACCUUACUCUAGAUUGGUUACCUGUAUAUUAUAUCAGUUGAUUUAAAUAAUAAUAUAUUAUACAUUGUACACGAUAAUAAUAAUAUCGGUGUUAGGACUGUAAAACAGCCGAGUUACCUAUAUAUUAUUGUGACAGACGAAUGCCGAUUAACAUGAGUAUACCUAAUGUGAAGGUGAAACAAAUGUAUUAAACGAAAAAAAUAAAGAGAAAGAUGAAGAUUGAAUAGAAUGCGAUCUUCUUCGCUGUAGGAAUCUAUUGUUUGAGGGAUUUUUUUUUUAUUUCCUUACAUCUGGGAAUUGUGUGAACUACACGGACAUCACAAUAUGGUCUUCUUAGACAUUAUAUUAUUUUGUUGAACAUCGCUGUUAUAAACCAUAGUAUAUAACUGAAUCUAAUAUACAAAGCCGUUCGGCAAAACGCUUUUAUUUAUAUCGUAUGUACAGCUCUUAUAUAUAGACCCUCCACUAAUAUCGAAAGUGUACGAGUAUAUUAUAUUAUAAAUAUAUAAUAUAACCUAACCUCCCAAUCACAUUAUUUUAUUUUCGUUCUCUAAUAUUGUUAUUAUUAGAGCUGUAAAUUUGUAGGAAAGUAAAUUUUUGUUUGUCGGUGAUUAAGAACCUUAGUAACUUUAUAAGUACAUAAUUUGAAUUAUGAAACAACAAAUACAUUUGUGAAACUUUUAUUUUGCAUUUUUUGAAGUUUUUAACUUUUUAGUUCAUUUUCCGGUAUUUUAAAUUAAAUUCAGUCAGUUAACAUCUUUGAAAACUUUUUCUUUUUGUUUUUCACAGGUUGUAUAUAUAUAUCAAAUUUAUAUUUUAUAAAAUUUUAAGUUUGUUUUAUUAUUUUAACAAAAUAAAUAGGUAAAUAAAAAAGAAUUUAAAAAACGUUUCAUGAAUCAAAAUUCAUAUUCAAUCAACAUUUUUAUAAUUUGUUUUAUUAAAUAAUUACAUUUUUAUGGAUAUAAUAUACUUAAAUUAAUAUAAAUAUACAAAUUAAAUUAAAAACAAUUUUAAGUGCAUUUUAUAUUAAAUUUAUUGGCAUUUUAGUGCAUUUGUUAAGGUUUUUUAAAGCAUUAAAUUUACAGCCCUAGUUAUUAUUGUUAUUAUUUUUUGUUGUUAUUUAUGAAAAUUUAAACGAAAACACGUGUUUGAUUAACAUAGGUAAAUGUUGUUUUUUUCAGCCUGGACGCGUGGCCACGUUAAUCGAAGACCCUCAGGUAACCAAAUUUUAAGUUUUUUACACUAUGAUACAUACAUUAUUUGUAUUAUUUUAUACACAUCACUGCAAUGAUAAUAUAACACCUACCAAAAUGAAACUAAUUUCCUUUAACCACAUUCCGUUUAUAGUAAACAUUGAAAGAACACAUGACCUUCAUAAUAUAGGUACAUAUUAUCAUAUAGUGCAUGCAUAUUAUAUAUAGUGAGUGAUGAUGAUAUUAUUUUGUGUAUAUAUUACAUUCUGUAUAAUAUACUAUAUAUACGUAGACAGUGGUUAGCCGGGGGGGAGAUCGUGGAUGUUAUAACGCCACUCAUUGCUGUUUUUAGAUUUAAGUAAAGUUAAGAAAGUUGUAGACCACUAAACUCCCCUAAAUCUCCCUACCCUCCUCCAUUAAUAAACUCUGGCUAUGCCAAUGAAUACAGAAUGAUUCACUAAGCACCACUAUCAUUUUUUUUUCGUUAAAUUUUACAUAUAUACAAAUUCUGAUUUUUGGAACUUUUAAGUAAUAAAUAAAAGGGGUAUUACUUUGAAUAAAUUUUGGUGACAACAUUUUUGAUUUCCGUCUACUCAUUGACGGGAUAUUUCACUUUUAAGUUUAGGUAAGAAGAGAGUAAUGGAGCACUAAUAAAACGUCGUGCGCCGUGCCGCCAAAUGCCGCGCCACACUAAUGAUACUCCACCACUCUCUCCCUACUUAAACUUCAAAGUGAAAUGUCUCAUCAACGAGUUGACAAAAUCCGAAAAUGUAUUUAAUGUAACACUCCAUCUAUUUAUGGAAUUUUUAAUGCAGAUUAUCAUUUGAAAAACCAAAGUUGGUGUCGCCAGAAAUCGGAAUUUGAACAAUUUGAAUAUAUGCAAAAUUUAACAAAAAAAAUGGGGUGAGCACGCUUAAUGAAUCCCCUUGUUUAUAUGUGAUUAUCUACGAAAAAAAUGUGAAACUACGAAUAUAUAUUGUUACGAUUGUUGGAACGAUUCCAUAUGUACAGGUAACGUCUGUAAUAAACCAAAAUUGUAUUUUUACUCGAAAUCUUCGUACAAAAUAAUCACGUUGGUUCGGGAUAAGAGAAUCAUCACUUGUGUAUAUAUACAUUUAUAUUUAUAUGUAUAUACGUAUAUUAAAUCAAUUACCUAUACGUUUACAAACCAUAAAAAUAACUAACGAAAAGUUCAUUCAAGUUUUAAUAAUGAAUAGCGUUUUAUAUUAUAAUAUUAUGUGCACGCUGUUGAAUGGAUUUAAUCAAGAAUACAAUUUUAAAAUAUCAGCACUAUAUUAUAAUAUUAUACCUAUAGUAAAACUAUAAUAGGUGUAAGUAACGUUUUUUCUUUAUCGAUUAUUCGUACGAAUAACAAGAGAUUUCCAUAAAUUAGCAAUAUCUACGUAAUACCUAUGAGCAUGCGGACUAAAUAAUGGCCAUACACGCACGUCACUGAUAACAACAGCAUUUAUAAUACGAGCUAAAAAAAUAAUAAUUGCUUUUGAAAUUUAUAAUACAAAUUUAUCAUAAUUAACUGUCUUAAAUAAUAUAUUGUUUGCUUAACAAUAAUUGUGUACAUACAAUCGCACCACCCAAACCAAUAAAAUUAUUGUAGCCAGUUAUAUAUUACAAGAUGUCGGAGUUUGAUUAGUUAAAGUCAUACGUUUAUAACAAUUAUAACUCUACUAGCUAUCCCGCCUGGCUUUACCCAUGCAAUAAAUGCUUAUCUUUAUGUUAGGUUAGGUUACUACAGGCAAAUAAAAACAUAUAAUCAUCGUUUUCCUUCCAAUUUUAACCCAGGUUUAGAACUCGCAGCAAGUUUUUCUUGCUGACACGGUUAAAAACUUUUUAGCUUUUUACUACUAGUUGCGCAGUGAUGGUCUAAUCGUCAUUAUGUUAGAUCUACUACUUCCACUAAUCAGAUUGACAAUUUCAAUAGUUUAAAACAUUCUACGGUCAAGCUAAUUAUUUUGCGAAAAAUCACGUAAAAAUUGGUCUAGUAGUUUCAGAGAACAUGAGUGACGAAAAUUUCUAUUUUUGCAUUUAUUAUAUACAUAGAUCGUUUUAUUUUUAUAUAAUUAAUGUCUUUUGCCUAAAUUUUACGAAAUCAAAUUUAAAAAAUAAAGAUAUAUUUUGUUCUACAUGAUUAAAAUACUAUCAACUCAAUGUAGAAACCGUAACAAAGAACAAACAAUAAAAAAUCCACAUUGGCAAGCUUCUUAUACUCGUCGACUAUAUAUAGUUUUAUUUGUACUUGACAUUUUUUUUUUUGGUUAAUAAGUCCGCAUCCACGUCCAUAUGUGUACAGUAAUAUUUGUGUUUCUAUACAAAUCAUAGAUAAUAAUGUUAUUGACAAAGCUGGGCAAGUUAAGCAAUUUGUUUUAAUCAUAGUGUAAUGUAAGUUAUUCUUAAAAAAAAAACGUAUACAAGUUAAAGUUCGUUUUAAAAUAUAAAUGAAUUUAUAAACAUCUUCCUACUAAUCUACCAAUUUUCAGGAAAUUUCAAUUCAAGUUGCUUUUAUUUUUAAAAUCACCUUUAACAGUUAGUGUAGGUAACUCAAAUUAAUUUAUAAUUAUAUUUUUAAAUUAACUUAAAGUUAUUUUCCAAUGUUAUAAUUUUGUUUUGGUUUUUUUAAAUUUUUAAGUUAAAGUUAUAAUGUCGAAAUAAAUGUAUAUCUUAACAUUCAACUCUUUAACUAGUUACCGCCAUAUUUGAUUAUUUUGAUUAUAAAAUUGCAUUGCGUAUAAAUAUAAUGUAUGUAUGUAUAGAGCCACCUACUUUUAUUGCACUCAUACUAAUAUGUAAUUGUUAUUCAUAUCUCAUAAUAUAUCAGUAUAUAACGUCCAAAAUCAUAAUUCUACUACUGAUGCAAUUUUAUUUUUAUUAUGAUAUGAUAUUAGAAAUGAAUCGCUACGUACACAAUAGACAUAGUAUAUUAUAUUUAUUUAUAUCCUUGAUGGUUCCUGUUUCGGUAUGGCCAUAUAAGAAUUCCGUUUGUAUUGAAAUAAAGCAUACGUUACACUUUGGAUCCUAAACUUAGCGGUGCAACUUUGAUGAGCGGAUUUUUUUCUGCAUACAAACAACUUUUCUACCGGAAAUCUUGUUCCGAUAAUCAACUGUAGCAUAUUUUUUAAAAACGAAUUUUAUCUAGUUGGUGUAUUUAUGAGGUCUUAUUUUUUAUUUUCCAAAUAGUUUUUUAAUAGUUGGGAAAAGUAGGGAAAACCACAAAAUAACCGUUUUCGUUAUUUUAGAUUUGGAGUGGAGCAAGAGAUCUAUUGGAUUUACUACAAUAUGUUUUUUUUUCUGUCUGUAAACAACUUUUCGAACAGAAAACUUGCUCCAAUCGAACAAUUACAAAAGACCUUUUUGGUUGCAUUUUAGAUCUUGUUGGUGCGUUAGAGAUGUCAUUUUUUGAUUUUCCAAAGAGUUUUCAAAAUAAUUGGGAAUAACCGGAAAAAUAAUUAUAGGAAAAUUGGCAAAUAUUUACAGCGGGGGAUCACCGAUUUCAGUGAAUAUAAUAUUAUGUUUUUAUACGUAUUCGCAAGUACUUACGCGUAUUUAUUCUCUUAGUACCAAUUACCUUUUCAUUAAUUUAUUAAUUUCUAAUAGUUAAACGCUUUCCUAAUAAGAAAUAAUAGCGUAUUCUUUACAAGACUGUUAGGUAUAUGAUGGUAUACCGGAAUGGAACGAUUGGAGCUUUUUACUACUUCUAUAACGGAGUAAACGAAAACUAAAAAACGAAAAUAUAAGAAACGUGGGUAUUAUUGUAAUGGGUAGUAGGUAUAUAUUAAGUGCCUAAUGUAAACAAUGUACUAUAAUAUUUUAUACGGGUGUAGAUUAUAAAAAAUAUAAUUGUCAGUAGAAAACGUGUAAAACAAAUUUUGAAUUGUUUUUAUGGGCACUUCGUGAAUCAAAGUAUAGGUUUUUAUUGUAUUAUAGUUGUUAUAAGACAGUAGCGAUUAUAAAUCAAAACUCCGAGAGCGGGUUGCGACCUUGGGAGGUCUUUAAAAAAUAUAAUAACAGGCAUUACUAUAAGAACAAAAGGUCCCCUCUGAAAUUCAAAAUAUUAUUAUUACCUACUACCGUUAUUUCCGAAUUGAAAUCAUACUUCGUGAAUCGAUGGUUAUUAUAGAUUACUUUGUUUUUUUUUUUUUUUUAGAAACUCAAAUUAUGGCUGUAAUUUUUAUAUUAGGGCGGUUGGUGGGAAACAGUAUUUGUGUAUCUGUAUGUUAUAUAUUUUUUUUUUAAUGAAAUAUCUCCAUGCCGCAAUAGUUAUAAUUUCGUCAUUGGAAAGCUGUGUAAUAUAUAAUUAUUAUUUUUUAGAUUUAUUUAAAAUCAGCACAAUUUACGAGUAUAUAAUUUUUUUACACAACUAAGUAUGUUGGUAUAUGAGCGUUAUAGUUUCGAUUUUUUUUUAUCUAAUCAUUACGACUGAAUUUUAAAUGUUUCGACAAUCGUAUAAAUGUAAAAAACGAACUGUGUACAAUAUUUCAAGAUAUAAACUGUAGUGUACACUAAUGUAAUAAUCACUAGCUAUUGCGCUUUUAGGCAGUAUUGCGAAUUAUUUACACUAGACUAUAGUAAUUCCUAUACUAUAAAAAAAAACCAAUUCUGCGGGUUCAAUCUCAGUAAUAAAAAUCAUAAUAUUAUUUUCAAACCACAGUUUUACUCGUCAGCGUCCAUAUACUAACGAUCAUACGUUUUUACCUUAACCAUAUAGCACCCAGCCCGGACUUUUUACUUUUUUGUCCAUGUUUUAUUAUCACAAUGAUCGGUUAUUAUCGGUAGAUAACUGUGCUACCGGAACAUUUUUAUCUAGAUUCAGUAAAUAUAAUCAAAUUUAAUUUCAAUACAAUUUCACAUGAAAUAUCUAAAAUCUUCACCGCGAAUUUUAAUAAAAAAAAAUAAUAAUAACAAAUAAAUGAACCUUAUACGUAUUAUACACUUUUAUCUGAUGAACGUGAGAGGGUGAAACCCUGAAACGACGUGGUUGUUCUGGUUAUAAGUGAUUGCAGUGUACACGUGUUUCUACUAAUAUUAAUGACGUAUAUAUCGCGUGUGAACCGAGAAAAUUGUAUGUGAUUUUUUAUAGGAAUAAAGAAUUUUUAGCUAUUACGAAAUAUAGCUAUUUAAUACAGGGUGAUUCUUUUAUCGUUGAACACACGGAAAAUUAAAAAAAUAUUGACUUUUUAAAGCACUGUUAAAACGCCGCGCGCCGUGCCGCCUCACCAAAGAUGAUUCACUACUCUUCACCAUUCCUACCCAAACUUAAAAGUGGGACGAGAUAUUUCAUCUCGUUAACGGGUGUCGGAAAUCAAAAAUAUCAAUACUAAUAUUUCUUUAAACUGACAUGCCAUCUAUAUUUAUUGAAUUUAUAAUAUAGGAUACUAUUCAAAAAUAGACAGUCGUUUUACAGAUACAAAUAAGGGUGACAAAUAAAACAUGGUGACAUUUUAGAGCUGCUUGUUUCUUUAAUUGCUUCGAAUUGUAUCAAACCAAUAGAAUAUUGAAAAGUCAAUACUUUUUGAAAUAAUGAGUGUCCAACGAUGAAUAAGAAUCGCUCAGUAUAAAUGCGCAUAUUAAAUACCAUUCUGUUUUCCUUUUUACUGUAUGAUCAUUUUUUACAAGGCAAUUUUUAACCAAACGUCCAAAAUUUAAGCAUGAGCAUCACAAUUUAUGACUUUCAUACCUAUUAUGAACUGCGUAAUAUUAUCAUUAUUAAAACCCGCUCCGGAAUAUAAUUUGGAAAAAAAAACAGCGCGACGACGACAGUCGGAUGAGUCUCAGGUUUAUAACCUAAUAUAAUUUAAUCAAUAACCAGUUGUAUUGUAUUGUAUAUGUUUGCAGUUUAGAUGAUAGUUGAAGAACGAUUCCGUAUAAGUUACUAUUCCGUAAACACCGUAAACACCUUUUUUUUUUUUUUAUCUCCGAGUGUCUUUUAUAAUUCGGCACAGUCAUGAUGAUUGCUUAUUCAACACAAUAUAUAUUUUGUUUUCAUAAUCAAAAGGAAGGCCCUAAAAAUUUGAGCUCCUUGUGUCAUGUGCACAUGCGUAAAUCAGUGGCCUGGCCACAUCUACUAACACGUCUAUAUAAAUGUACACGUAUUCCAGUAUAGGUGAGCUCCAGAUCCGCGUGGGCCCAGGACAAAUUUACUACAACGUUUCAAUCAUUACUGAUUUACGAGUAGAAUAUUCUGGACGCUCAUUCUUUAUUAACGUGAUUGCCUGCACCGACAAAAUGUACAUUGAACAUUUAUGUAAACAAAUCUCAUAUGUUAAAUAUGGAUAAUUUUAAUACGAUUUUUUAAUAAAAAUAUAAAACAUAGGUAAUAAUAAAAAUAAUUUAACCUAAUUCCAAUACAAAUAUCCUGGAGAAAACAAUUAAUAUUUUUAAUAUAGGUAUGCAGCUAAUUCUGAAAACUGUGUGCGUAUUAGAUCAGCUUGUUAUAACCUAUAUUAUUAUUAAAUUUGUUCAAACGAGCGGAAUAGUACAGCCAUAAAAGGGACACAAACGUACGAAAUCGUAUAUUUACGUAGGUAGAUGAUAAACCGAAGACGCCCGAGAUUUUAUUUCUUAUCGCGAUAAUAUUAUUAUAACAAUAUAUAAGUAUAUCCAACAUAUCAAUCUGUAUAGCAAUAAAACAUUUUUUUUAUAAUACCUACUGCAGUCACACGCCGCGUUUGCUAUGUAUAAACUGCAGUCUACAGACGAUUGCGGUGGCGACGGACGUAUUACGACGAGUAGAUUAUAAUAAUAUAAUGUACGGUGCAAAGGUUAAAUAUUUCGUUUUGAAAAAAAAAAAAUAAAAAAAUCACUCACUCAAUGAACUAUUUAUAUUAACCAAACCAAAAUGUGUACGUAUAUACGUAUCAUUUUUUAUUACCGGUUUUCGUCCUUGGCCGUCGUGCCCGAGACUCCUCCGAUUCUUGUAUAAUACGCAGUCGACCACUUCACAUUUUCGACCCCCUCGUCGUCGUCUUAUAUACAAGACGAUCGACAAAACAUAAGACUCGUCAUCUCGGAUUAUCCUUAACUUUUUUUUUGAAAAAUCAAAAAUAAAUGGCGGUUUCGCCUCCAGCGAAAUAACGGUUGUAAAAAAAACAGUUUUUAAAUUUUCUGAAAAUUAAAUUUCGAAAUCAAGUCAAAUACUUUCCGAGUGUAUUAUACGUCUCGUCAAUCACCCUGUAUAGCGAUAUAAAUUAUAAAAUGUCAAUUAUAUUUUGUUAUAGUAGACCUUAUACGCACGGUAACUCUGAUUUUUCGGUCACUACUGUUUUGAACGAAGACAGCCAGCUAUAUUAUAACUCGGCGGAGGUCUGUUUUCUUCGUUGUUAUGAUAAUACGGUUCUCGCGUUCGCGAAGCACUUAUCAAUUAAUGUUUUUCCUUUUUUCGUCCGUCGCUGUAGAUACAUGUACGCCUUUCACCACGGCCUCCGUCGAAAUAGUGGUUUUUUUUUUUAACAACCCUUAUAAUGUUAACGGAUUUUUUGUCGUCAAAUUUUUCCCCGAAAUAAAGCCUAUAUUUCACUCUAUUACGUCGGUCGGGUUCAAUAUGAAUCGCACCAUGUCCAUUGCGGGAAAAGGGUGAUUUGUUUAGCUUUGCACACGACCUAUAACAGAACCCCCCCUCCCGAAUGAAGCCAAGUGGAUUAAAUUUAGUAAACGUAUAACAAUAAAGUACCAAUGACGUACCCUUUAGGUAGGUUUCGACUUUCAAACGCCACUCUUCGUACCAUUUUUACGACAGAGCCUAUUUUUGUGUUAAUACCAAAUCUAUUGUGUGCAGUACGAAAUUAUAAAAUGUAUAAUUUUAUAUAAAAAUAUUUCUAAACUAUGUUUUGUUGUUAUAAUAUUUUUUAGUUAUCUAACAAAUUUAGAAUAAGUAUAUCAAAGAGAUUUGAUCAAAUACAAAGUAUUUUAAAACUGGUUAUUUAUUAUUAUGAUGUUUCAAAACUUAUUAUCUUAAUGCUUGUUAUAAUUAGUUUACUGACUUUAAAUUAGGAAUUAAACCCAGAGGAACGUUAUUUAAACAAAUUUGUUGAAAGAAUAAUGUAAAAAUUAAAUAUAAACUAGUUGAUAGUAUGUAAUAUUUUUUUUUUUAAAUUUAUUUCUUACAUUGUCCAUACAUUUCUCCUUGAUAAAGUUUAAACCUAGAAAUAUUUGUUUAAAAAAAAUUGUAAGCAACUUUAAAUGGUAGAAAAAUUAGUGAAAUAACUGUAUUUAAGGGUAUGGAGGCAAAUUUUAUUUUGUGUCCAUGAAAUUAUAGUCUAAACUAAAUACAUGUCAUAUGAAAUAUUACAAAAAAUAGGCCCUGUUUUACGACCGACUUUCGCCAUCUUUUAGACAUGUAAUAUACCUAAUUAUUGUAUAAUAUCGUAGUGUACGGUUAUUUAUUGUUACAUAAAGAAUGUUUUCUAAACAACAAAAUAAGUGUAUAAGUGGGGGGGGGAGAUUUAACUCUAAUGACGAAACACCACCGCUCGCGGGUGUUUUUAAUUUUUAGCAACGAUUUUUGGGCUGCUACAGUACGUAAUUUAUAAAUAGGUUUGCCUAUCGGGUUAACUGUUGCAGUUUUAUAGGUAUUAGGGAAAUAUUAGGGAUAUGAAAAAAAAAAUUAAUUAAAAAUUUGUUGUGCACACAACGGGAGUUUUUCGGUGUAUUGCGACACGCUUAUACGUUUAUAGUGGAUACGCGAGACACUGACAGACCGGAAAUUAUAUUUAAAAAACAACAAAAACCUGUCUAUAGUUGUGUAACAACAACGCUACGUAUAUUAUUAUUAUAAUAAUAAAUUGUUGUUGUUGUUUUUAUUUCAAAUUUUAAUAAUAGUAUAUGUUUCGGAGGGGUACGUCACUAUAUAAUAAACGCUACAGUGAUGGGGGGUUCUAUUAUAUGCCAUCCGUGAGGGAAUACGGUGGGCAGAUGCGGCCCACGCCGAAUGUUUCGAAAACCCUUACACUGGUAUAUGUAAUAAAACAAAAUCAAUAAUUCGAUUAUUGUAUUUAUUGAUUUUCUUUAUUUCCCCCCCCCCCCAGCGAUUAAUAAAAUAAAUCUACGAUCACCGAUUGUGUUCGUCCCCGCGGGGGUGGUUAUACUGCGGUUCUCCUCUACGUUAUAAUAAUGUAAAAUUCUUGAUCGUUUCGAAAAUGAUACACUCUGAACCACCUCAGUCUACAGUAAUAUUCCAGUACUACGCGAUCGACUUGAUACAUAGCUCGUGUAUACCAAUACACGUAAGCCAAUAUUAACUGUACAAAUAUAAUAAAAUAAUUUUAAGAAAAGGCCGCAUUGCUUUGUUAAAUUUUGCUUUGUUGUUUAGUAAAAACACAGAAAGAAAUAUUCGGUUAUACACGAACAAGAAUAAGAAAAUGUACUUAUUAAUAUACAUAAUUAUAGAUACGGAGCUUUUACGAAUAUUGCAGGUCUGACGAUAAAUGAAUCAUUUAUUAAACAAACUAAUAAGUUCAUGUACUUAAGUUAAUCCACAAAAAGUAACUUUUUUCAAAUAAAUUUAUUCGUGUUAUUAGAAAAAAAAAUACUUUGUGUUAAUCAUUUGUCAGUUUUAGAAAAUUGUAUUUAAAAGGACUCAAACCGUCAGAGGAGGGGAUAUUUAAAACUCCUCUUACCGCUUUUGAUUUUUAAAAUAUUUUUAAACGCUUAUUUUGACGAUUUAAGGGUUUUUUUUUUUUUACGGAUUUUAAGUGCAUAAACAUCUGAGCCCUACUAAUAAGGUAGUACGUUUAGAGCCAGGGUAAAUCUUAUUUUGGGGCCCUUAGUGGUAAAAAAAUUAAAAAUACCCAAUAUCUAAGUAGUUAUAGAAAAAAUUAAAACUUUGCAAACUGUACGUUAUAACUAUCUACCUAAAAUGUAUUUAUUUCCAUUUUGAAAUACUGCUGUCCAUGUAUCACAAAUAAAUCUUUAUUUUUAGAAGUUGAUAUUUUUUUUUCCAUAAAUUUCUUAAGCCAAGGGUCAAAAAGUUUCAAUUUUUUCAUAUGGUAUUCCGGCAUUCGGAUGCCCCCCAAACAUCUGCUGCCCGGGGCAAGUGCCUAUAAAGCCCUCCGUCAAAUACGGCCCUGCGUACGCUUAUAUUAGCAGUUAGUCGAGUUCAUUCUCGAAUUGAUAUCCUCGUCCAUAUAUAUUUAUGUGGUGAAAUUAUAAUUAUGAUAAUAUUAUAUUGUGCGACAAAUAUAAUAAACAGUUGUUUUAUUGUUGUUUUACAGGGUUUCGUGUGGGGCAAGGCGUUCCUGUUACCGGACGAGACGGCGUUUAGAUACUUGGAGAUGCGCGAAGUGUACCUGGGCGGCUACGAGGUGCACAAGGUGGACGUGCUGUCAGACGACAUCAGCCGGAGCGUCAACGCUACCAUGUACGUGGCCACGCCGAACAAUAUCCAUUGGCUGGGCGAGGUGCCCAUUGACCAGUUGGCCACGCAGGUGGCUACGUGCUCCGGGUCGGCCGGCCACAACGCCGAGUACGUGAUACUGUUGGCGCGGUGGGAACGCCAAUACGCGCCCGACCACCGGAUCGACGCCGAACUCGCCGAACUCGAGGGACUGGUCAACGAGCGGCUGCGGGAGAGGGGCCUCCGGCCGGACGACGUGCUUGUCGGCAACAGGCCGACGUUCUCGUCCAUGGUGCCGGGCAAGACGUUGAGGUGUCUGAACAUAUGAAAACGAUCGACGCAAUACGGUGCAGCAAUUGUCGUGCACUCGUAUUGCGCACACGCAUUGUAAAUUUAUAAUAUUAUUAUAAUAUAUGAAUAAUCUUCAACGCGCUCGGACCGCGACCUCCGCGGAACUGUAAAACUUUCGCGAUAACGCACCCCGACACACAAUACAAACAAUUUCAUAUUAUUACACGUCGUGUUCGUAUACGACUCGUACGUCAUAAUAUACCGGCCGUUAUACCGCCGAACCUUAUUUCGCCCGUACCUGUUACGCGCGGCGCGGGUAUCGCAGUACGUAUACACGGAUACGCAUGCAGCGCUGUAUAGUGUACACUUAUGUCGAUGGUUCAGUUGUCACGGACGAUCGGACUGCGGGACCGGGACGCGAGCGAAACGCGAAUAUCCCCGCAAACGAGCGGAUCGCCGCGAGAAAACAAUUUGGGACAAAGGACAGAAAAAAAACAAAACCGAACAAAUAAUCUUUAAAAAAACUACCGCGUACAAAAACGACAGCGUUCAAUAAUUGACCGAACAAUUAUUGUUUUCAUUACAUUAUAUUUCAUAAUUAUUAUUAGAUAAUAUUUUAUUAUUCGACACGGGGACGUAACAUAAUCGUAUUUACUAUUAUUAUUAUUAUUAUUAUUAUUGUUGUGAAGGAUAUUAUAGCCGAGCCAACCCAUUUAUAACCGAUUCGGCUUUAAACCGUACUUAGCGAAUUUUGUUAACAGGGUACCUAUUUUGUAUGUAUAUACAGGUUGUAUCAAUGCACAAGUAUACACGGUUCGUUAUAUUAUUGUACGGAUAUUGGCUAUCUAUUUCUUUUUUUACUAUUCAGUUUUUAUACGAUAUUAGAGACGGAAACGUACGCCCAUUUAUUGUUGUCGUUGCUAUAAUAUUUUACUCGUAUUUUUUUAUUUUUAUUUUUUUUUUUUUUUUGUGUUAAUAUUAUAAUAGUACGUAGUUUAUGAAACUUUUUUUUUCUCGUAUACAUCGAUACGCGUAAAUGCGACGAACAGAUAAAUGUUCAUAUUAUAUUAUUAUUAUUGUCGUUAUGUGACGAUUUUUAUAAAAUCGUAUUCGCGCCGACGACCAGUAGUCUAGCUGGUAUACAAUAUUAUAAUAAUUUAUCGCUAAGUAUACGUGAGCUAUACAAUAUUCUACAUAUAAAAACCUACCUAAUAAUAAAAGCGCAUUAUUCCGCUCUAUAUGUCAAUAUCGAACGGAUUGAAUUUCGAGUUACGAUAGCGUUAUAUCUGUAUUUUUUUAUUUUUUUUUUUUGUAUAAACAAUAAAAUACCCAUAUCAUAUUAAUAUCGGCGUAGUUAAAACAUAAAUUACAAUAUAAGAGCUCAAAUUAUUACCUAAAAUUACGAUUGAAUGAUCCGCGUGUUACCACGGAUGUACACUAAUACGAGUAUAUAUUAUAUAUUAUAAUAUUAUAUGAUUAUGAUUAUAUUAAUUUUCUUUUGUAUUAUUAACGAUUAAUGAAAUUAUUAUGUUAUUUGUUUUUAUACGAGCGUAAACGCGCGCGUGUACAUACCGAUCACAGAGUAUCUCGCGUGGUUUACCAAAAAUAAAAACGUUAUUUACUACAUAAUAUUUAAAGAAUAAAAGAAGUGCGCAUCGCGCGCGUGUAUAUAUUUAUAUAUGUAUGUGUAUUCUUCUUUUUUUUUUAUACAUAUACUUUUUGACUAUAUUUACAAACGUGUCGAGUGAAAACUUUAUAUUUAAUCGAGUGGAACGGUUCCAAAAGAAAAAAAAAGUAUUUUAAACUCACGCCUGUGUGAUUUAUUUAUUUAUAUAUAGGUAUAAUAAUGUAAUGACGUAGUAAAAAUUAAAUAAGUUAAAUUUACUUUCGUUGAAUAAAAUAUUUAUUUUAUUUAUGAGUAGGUACAGUAUCGGCAAUUCGUUUCUAUAAGGGGAGGCCGGAUAAUUUGAAAAACAAAUUUCGAGGAGUUGGACAAAUAGAAAAAUGGUUGAACCUCUACCUAUUUGAUGUUUCGUGUUUAUCAUUUAAUACCUCCAAACCAAAAAUAAAUGUAUUUACUUCUGUAUUAAAAAUAAAAUUCCUUAAAAGCUCAAAAUUGGCAAAAGUUUUGACAAUGAUACUAUAAGAAAGUAAAUUAAAAAAGCAAAAAAAAGUGUCUUGUAAUUUUUCAAUUAAAUCUUUUUCUCUGGUAGAAAACGUCGUCCGGGUUUUUAUAAAAUAAUGAAAUCGUGAAAUUGUACGUUUUCCUACGUUUUUCCCUCUUAAGUGCUUUUAUUUAAAUGUUCUCGAAAAUCAAAAAUUACCUAUUUAAAGUCUAAUAUAGACAACUUGAGCUUUCAGAAAAUGUGCUACACGUUAAAAUCGGAAUAAGUUUACUAGGAUAAAACGUGUCCACAGACUAGAAGAAAAAAAAAGAAAAAGAAAAAAACAUCUUAGUAAAACCUAUUGGUUUUUCUAAAACUCGCUACGCUCGGAAUCUAAAAUGACAAAACGCUACUGGUGAUGUCUUCUACAGAUGGAAAAACAUUAAAAAUUGUUUACAAAGAAAUAUUGAGUAAUGAAAUCCCAUGGGAUUAAUGCGUUAAUAAAUAUUAUAAUACAAUGAUAUUAUCAUAUUCAGUUCAAAAUAUAUUUUUGGCUUAAAUCACGGCCUAGGGGAGAUGUUUCAAUACCCGAACACCCACAGGGGUUAAGCGUCUGCAGUAAUAUACCAGUAUCGGUUUGUAUUACUUAUAGCAUUAACUUCAAGGAUUAUAUUAUAUGAAACGAAUUGUUGCCAAUAUGUUUAGUCGUUACGCUUCAAAGAUAAGCCGCGCCUACUUGAGAUUAGUAUUUAAAUCGUUGACCCGAGUAUUUGGUAUGUACUUGUAACAUUCUCCAACUUAAUCUUAACAAUACAAAAAUAUAACGUAUACAUUUUUAAAAUUUACGGCUAUCGAUCUAUAACUACGCACCAAAAUAGUAUAAUAUACAUAAAGAGAAUGCAUGCAUCAAAAGAAUAUUCCAACAUAAUUUCAUAUUUCCUGUCUUUAUCACACGUUGUCGGCAGAAAAAUGUCAAUUAUUAUUAAAUCUAAUAACGAAUAUACACGCAUAAUGUAAUUUAUAUAGGUAC